Molecule: messenger RNA, 3974 nt
Organism: Scophthalmus maximus (turbot)
Lineage: Eukaryota; Metazoa; Chordata; Actinopteri; Pleuronectiformes; Scophthalmidae
Product: glutamate decarboxylase 1
Exons: 17
Coding region: 564-2360 (598 amino acids)
Biological process (GO): GABA biosynthetic process
Cellular component (GO): cytoplasm; presynaptic active zone
Molecular function (GO): glutamate decarboxylase activity; pyridoxal phosphate binding
Source: RefSeq, a predicted model, not a curated record
UGUUGCUCGUGGCAUCAAACUUCAAGUCCAUGUUCGUGACCGGGAUUCUUAGCGGAGCUGUUUAGAUCCCGGAGACAAGCAACACUCCUAGAAGAGAAGAGGAGAAGAAAAGAAAGAGAAGAGGAGAAAGUGUCAGUGCCCCGCCGACACGCGGCGUCGCCCCGGGUGACAGCGGGUCCCAUCCACCCCGACGAGCAGCAAGGUCACCUUGGUCUGGAUGUAGUGGAGCAGGGGAGCUCGGCUCUCCUCUGUCUGCCCCCCUUCUUCUUCUUCUUCUUCUUCUUCAUCUUCUUCUUCAUCUUCUCCAUCAGCUGCUGCUGCUGCUCUCGGAGUACCGAGCAGAGAGCGCAGCAGCCUCCUCUUCCUCCUCCUCUUCCUCCUCGGGACUUCACUGGGUGAUAAAUCCACUUGUGCUCAUCGUCCCUCGCUGUUCACCUGGACACGCGUCGUCACGACAGUAGACAGGGGUUGGGGGGAAAUAACGGAGGGGGGUUGGAGAGAAAAGAAAAGAAAAGUGAGCAGUCCCUCUGAGGUGAGGACUUUGGCACAGGGUCUCGGGAGCGAUGGCGGCGCCUGCACCCUCCUCCUCCUCCUCCUCCUCCUCCUCCUCUGGCGGCGAGCCGGAGCCCAGCUCCACACGGUUACGACCACCGGGCUCAAGCUAUGAUGCUUGGUGUGGAGUUGCACAUGGGUGUACUAGGAAAUUGGGAAUGAAGAUAUGUGGGUUUUUGCAGAAGAACAACAGUCUGGAGGAGCGCAGCCGGAUCGUGAGCUCCCUCCAGGAGCGCACGGCCAAGAGCCUGCUGACCUGCGACAACGGCGGCGGGGACGCGCGCUUCAGGCGCACGGAGACGGAUUUCUCCAACCUGUUCGCCAGAGAUCUGUUGCCUGCUAAAAAUGGCGAGGAACAGACCAUGCAGUUCCUGCUGGAGAUUGUGGAAAUACUCACCAACUACAUCCGGAAGACCUUUGACAGAUCCACCAAGGUGCUGGACUUCCACCACCCCCACCAGCUGCUGGAGGGCAUGGAGGGCUUCAACCUGGAGCUCUCCGAGCAGCCCGAGUCCCUGGAGCAGAUCCUGGUGGACUGCAGGGACACCCUGAAAUACGGAGUGAGGACAGGCCACCCCCGGUUCUUCAACCAGCUGUCCACUGGAUUAGACAUCGUUGGGUUGGCUGGAGAGUGGCUCACCUCCACAGCCAACACUAACAUGUUUACCUAUGAGAUCGCCCCUGUCUUUGUACUCAUGGAGCAGUUGACACUGAAAAAGAUGAGGGAAAUCAUUGGUUGGCCUGAGGGAGAGGGUGACGGAAUAUUUUCUCCAGGAGGAGCGAUCUCCAACAUGUACAGUGUGAUGAUUGCCAGAUACAAGUACUUCCCUGAAGUCAAGACCAAAGGCAUGACAGCUGCACCCAGACUGGUCCUCUUCACCUCAGAGCAUAGCCACUAUUCCAUCAAGAAAGCCAGUGCAGCUUUGGGCUUUGGAACAGAAAACCUGAUCCUUUUGAACACAGACGAGAGGGGGAGAGUCAUUCCUGCUGAUUUGGAAGCCAAAGUAAUAGAAGCCAAGCAAAAGGGGCAUGUUCCGAUGUUUGUGAACGCCACCGCCGGUACCACUGUCUACGGAGCCUUCGAUCCCAUCAAUGAAAUUGCAGACAUCUGUGAAAAGUAUAACAUGUGGCUUCAUGUGGACGGUGCUUGGGGAGGAGGUCUGCUGAUGUCCAGGAAACACAGACACAAGCUGAACGGAGUAGAGAGGGCCAACUCAGUCACCUGGAACCCUCAUAAGAUGAUGGGGGUGCCACUGCAGUGCUCUGCCAUUCUGGUCAGAGAGAGGGGAUUACUACAGAACUGCAACUCCAUGUCUGCAGGCUACCUCUUCCAGCCAGAUAAACAGUACGAUGUUACUUACGACACUGGUGACAAGGCAAUUCAGUGCGGACGGCAUGUUGAUAUCUUUAAGUUCUGGCUUAUGUGGAAGGCAAAGGGAACAGUAGGGUUUGAGCAGCAUAUCGACAAGUGCCUGGAUCUGUCAGCGUACCUCUACAAUAAGAUAAAAGACAGAGAGGGCUUCAAGAUGGUGUUUGACGGAGAGCCACAGCACACCAACGUCUGCUUCUGGUACCUUCCACUGGGCCUGCGAGGCUUGCCGGAUGGCGAGGAGAGGCGGGAGAGGUUGCACAAGGUGGCCCCAAAGAUCAAGGCCAUGAUGAUGGAGUCUGGGACAACGAUGGUGGGAUACCAGCCACAAGGAAACAAGGUCAAUUUCUUUCGUAUGGUCAUCUCCAACCCUGCUGCUACCAGGUCAGACAUCGACUUCCUCGUUGAGGAGAUUGAGCAACUGGGGCAUGACUUGUAAGAGCUACCACUUUCACUGUAAAGCCGACCACUACCCCCAAACAUCUGGAGAGCCUAGAGCUCAGCUUCACAUCCUUUUUUGUCUUAUACAGAUGUUGACAUUUUUGCUUACAAUGCACAACAAAUAGUAACAUGCCCUGUGUGUCACUUCUCUGUCUCGUCUGUCUUUAGCAGCGGUGGCAUAUAAUUAAAGCAUUUGCACAAGCGGGUGUCUGAGUAAAAAGAACAUAUACGAGAAUCACACAUAAGCACACCGUUAUUCUUGCCAAACAAUAAUAUGUUAAGUGUGAUGUCAAUGUGAUGAGUUUAACGAAAGGUUCCUUUUCAUGUUAAUGUGACAAGAAUAUCUGAGCACUUGGAUGAUUCUGUCAUAUAGCAGGUAUAACUGUCAUUUUAUUGUUGUACUAUAUGAAGAUCAGUAUCAAAAAAUGAAUAAGAUCAAAAUAUUUUUUCACAAGUAUCAGAGCACAAUGUAGGGAACCUCACAGCAUUGACAUAAAUAGUAUUAAUGUAAAAUAUAUACAUGAUGUUCUGACUGUUGGUGCUCCAUCUAGUCUAUGUCAUUAUCAAGCCAGAUGCAACGCCAUAUUGUACCCUAGCUGUUACUUCCCUUUGAUAUUACAUACGUGCGGAUAUAUAACACAGUCAUUGUAACAGGUACUGUACUUGAGUGCUGUGUUUUUAGAUAUUUUUGUGUAGAUUGUGUAUAGUAUUGUUACAUUGCCUUUGUGCCAAAUGUGUCCAGGUUUUACAGUGAGAAAACCCUAUAUGUAAAUCAACCAGUAUAGUAUGUGAUAGAAUAAUAACUUUAUUUAUAUCAAGAGAUUAUAAUUGUGAAUAGGUUACCUGCUAUUCUGCUCCAUUCCUAAUGUAUCCUUCAUGAUUGGAAAUUCUGCUGUAUCAUACCAAGUCUUUUAGCGUAAUUGUGAACCAAAGAAGGGAUGAGUUACAACAUGUACACGGACCUUAUUCGAACCUCAUGGAUGAAUUCAUAUGUUUAUGUAAGAAUACUUUAACUUGCAGCCCUUAACUUAGUGCAAUCCAUGUUGUGUAACUGUGCAAUGUCAUUGUAUUUCACUGACUGAAUGUUGUCCGGACAUUUGGCUCGAUGUGGGAGGCUCGACUGGCAGUGCAGCUGCUGCUGAUGAAAAGCACAAUGCUAAACCAUGAUCAUGUGGCAGCUUAUAUUCUAGGGACAUAUGAUUGUCUGUAUUAUAAUGUGUUCAGUGGCGUGAGACUGUAAUAUGUAACAUUUUGUUGUGUCCCAACAUGCUCACUGCAGGCACACUUUUAUGUUGAGGAGAAAACUAUGUGAGAAACGGGGAUUAUUCAUCAUAUUUUUUUGCUUGAACAAUUAAAUGCACAGUGUUUGCUACUGUAAUAACAUUUAGUGAACAAUUGUACAUUUCUGAAUUAGUGGGAUAAAACGUCCCUUGUCAAACUCAAUGUAGGCACUUUAACCUAACCUCACACUAUCAUUUGCAGAGUAUUACUGUUUUAUCCACAGCACUAAUAAAGACAUGGGCUGUAGAACAUCUGCGGACACAGUUUUUUCAGUUUGUGAAAAAGGACCUUUGAACUGAUAAAUAAUCUAAUAAAUAUGUGUGGAGAACAA